Molecule: messenger RNA, 2541 nt
Organism: Trichomonas vaginalis G3
Lineage: Eukaryota; Parabasalia; Trichomonadida; Trichomonadidae
Product: leucine-rich repeats (6 copies)-containing protein
Exons: 1
Coding region: 1-2541 (846 amino acids)
Source: RefSeq, a predicted model, not a curated record
AUGGCUGAACUGACAAUAAUUGGAGAUAUUCAAGAAGGGAAAUAUUCUUUCAAUGCAACAUUGUUUAAUAUAACAAUCCUUGAGUGCAGUUCACUUGGAAAUCAAGCUUUUGCAUAUUGUCACAAUCUUAGGGAUAUCAAAAUUUCUAGUAACCUAACAAACAUUAGUACAUUCUCUUUUUUUUAUUGUGCUAGCCUCCUAAAUGUUGAAUUACCAAAUAGUGUCAAAGUCAUCGGAGAAUACGCAUUCGCUCAAUGUGAAAGUCUUGAAAAAAUAAAAUUUCCGGAUAAUUUAGAAGAAAUACAAAGCAAUGCAUUUUAUAUGAACAAUAUUAGUUCACUAAAAUUUGGUGAAAAACUUAAGAAAUUAGGAGACUAUUGUUUUUACCAAUGCGAAAAUUUAGAAGAUAUCAUAUUAUCCGAGGGAAUGGAACAUAUAGGAGAUCAUUCUUUUCAAUAUUGCAGUAAUUUAAUAACUUUUACUUGUAAUUCCAGCAAAAUCAAUACAAUUGGUGGUUAUACAUUUUAUCAUUGUAUGAAAUUAAGAGAAGUUCGCUUUUCAGAAACAAUUCAUGUAAUAUCAAAUCAUUGUUUUACUUGGUGCUCAAGUCUCAUUUAUUUAAAUAUAUUACAAUACAUUUCAAAAAUAGGAGAAUAUGCUUUGGCUGGUUGUAGUAAUCUCCAUCAUUUCGAGUUACCCGAAACGUUAGUUGAAAUUAGAGAAGGUGCCUUUUAUGAAUAUAACUUUGAAUCAAUUGUCAUACCAAGAAAUGUUGUUUCAAUAGGGGAUUUUGCAUUUGCUGAAUGUAAAAACCUAAAAUCAUUUACUUUUAAUAAUAAUCCAACUGAAUUGAAUUCUUCGAUUCUUGAAAAUUCAUUUCUUAAUACAAGUAUAAUUCUACCUCAAUCAAUAAUAAAAAUUUUUGCUAGAUGUUAUAUGAGUACUUCAAUAUAUGAAAUAACUUUACCACCGAAUUUGCAAUAUAUAGGAGAUAGUGUAUUUUAUAAUUGUUCACUUUUGAAAGGCAUCAUUUUUCCGCAAAGUAUUACAGAAAUUGGUUCAUUAUGUUUUUUUAACUGUUCAUUAAUAAAAGAAUUAAAAAUUUCAGCCAACAUUAGAGGUAUGCUAGCCUUUAAAGGAAUGGCAAGUUUAAGCAAAGUUGUAUUUAUGGAUGGAGUUGAAAUAAUAAAUGAAGAAGAAUUUGCUAAUUUAACAAAUCUUACAGAAGUUCAGCUUCCAACAACUUUAAGGGAAAUUAAAGAAAAGGCAUUUUUAAACACCAGUAUUAGAUCAAUCCAUAUACAUAAUUCAGUUACUGUCAUAGAGAAUCAUGCAUUUUUAUUUUGUAACUACCUCGAGGAAGUAAUAUUUCAUGAUGGAAUGACACAAUUAUCGAUUGGAAAUAAUACUUUCACUAAUUGCGAAUCACUAAAAAUAUUACAACUUCCAAAUAUCCCCAUUUCUUUUGGAUUAAAUGUAUUCAGUGGUGUGAGUAAGAUUGAAGAAAUUCACAUUUAUGCAUCAUACACAGGAAGAGAAAAAUGCCCAUUUUAUUGUAUGUCAAAUUUAAAGAGAGUUAUUCUUGAGACAGGAAUAGAUAGAUUAUACAAUCAAGAGUUUAAAUUUUGUACAAAUCUUCAAGAAAUUGAUUUCCCAGAGACAUUAAAAGUUAUUGAAGCAGAAGCAUUGUUUUACACGGGUAUAAUUUCAGUGAAUAUACCAGAUAAUGUUGUUGAGAUUCAAGAAAAAGCAUUUCAGAGAUGUUUAGCUAUAAAAGAAAUAGCAUUUGGAAGCAAACUAACAUAUUUAUCACAAUCUUGUUUCGAAGAUUCUUUUAAUUAUACUAUUGUUAAUUUACCUCCACAAAUUACAACUAUUGAAAUGGAUUGUUUUAAAAACGCAAGGAUGAUUUCUCUUACCCUUCCCGAAUCUCUUCAAACAAUUGAAACAGGCGCAUUCUAUAAUUGCAAAUAUUGGAAUUCAUCACUAAUUCUUCCAGUGAAUCUUUCUGAAAUUGGUGAUUCUACAUUUUCAAAUUGUGAGCUUAUUGAAGAAAUUUCAAUUCCAUCAAAUUGCGUGAUCAGAGGUGAAAAAUGCUUUUCUAAUAUGACAAAUGUAAAGAAAGUCAUAUUUCAAUCAGGAAUUGAAGUUAUUAAUAAUCAAGAAUUUGUAAAUUGUACGAAUCUUAAAGAAAUUGUAUUGCCAGAUACUCUUACUACAAUUAAAAAUUGUGCAUUUAUGAAUAGUGGAUUAGUAUCAGUUCAUUUUCCUAUUAAUUGUACAAAUAUUGAAUUUGCUGCAUUCAAAGACUGUUAUUCAUUGAAUGAAAUCGUUUUUAAUGACAAUAUCACAAAUUUACCUAAUAGUUGUUUUGAGAAUGCAAUCAGCCUGAAAUCGGUCAAUUUUCCCGGGAGAUUAGAAACAAUUGGAUAUAGUUGUUUUAAAAACAGUUCAUUGGAAACAGUAAACAUUCCUGAUUCUGUAAAACUCAUAGAAAUGUGGGCGUUUUAUAACUGUUCUUACUUGAAAUCUUAUAAUUGA